Corapipo altera (White-ruffed manakin) is the source of this 756-nucleotide messenger RNA. RefSeq names its product protein phosphatase 1 regulatory subunit 36 (gene PPP1R36). Gene Ontology annotation, biological process: negative regulation of phosphatase activity. Lineage: Eukaryota; Metazoa; Chordata; Aves; Passeriformes; Pipridae. Gene Ontology annotation, molecular function: phosphatase binding. The record is from RefSeq and is a predicted model, not a curated record.
AUGACAUGUACUCUAUAUGCUGUUUUCUGGCAGAUGAUAAAACUAAUUCAAGGUGAGUGGUACUGGAAAGAUGAUACUAACACCCUUGAAUUUUCAAGCUCCAGUCCAGCAACUGAGGAAAACCUUAAGGAAGGAAAAAAUUCCGGCUUUCAGGAAAUGUGUCUGAAGACAUUAAAGAGUGCUGGAAGAAGGCAGGCUGAUAAAGAGGGAAAAUUGCAAGGGCUAUCCAAGUGGGUACAACAGGAAUACAUUACGUUGGAUGAUGUAAAAUUUAGGAAUGAGAAACUGGAUGAGUCCUUCAUGGCCCUGCUCUUCUACCUGUCUCUUCACCAGGAAAUAAUUGCCCUGGAAUAAAAAUGCAGAUCCUUGAUUUUGACUAUGAUAUUUUUGGAAGAUGUGCUGGUGAAGUUAGGCGUAUCCAGGAUCUACCUUGCCAGGGUGUACUGUAACCUUAUCCUCGGAUGAGGCAUGGCACAGCAGAACCACAUGCCCAGUGAAAAGAGAAAAACAUAAUUGCAGAAAGAUUGGAACUUUUUUGAGGGCUUCUACAUCUUCAGCAGCUAUGUGGCUUGGCUUGUGUUCAGAUGGAAGCGCUUCCAAGUGAUUUGGGAAGAAAUCAUCAAGCUCCUUUGCUCUAACGUGUUUGAUCCUGCUCUAAGAGACAGGAACAAUGAUGACUUGCAGAAAGCAGGAGACCAGACUGAGUGUGAUUGCCUGAGGCACACAUCUGACAUCCUGUUUUUAAUAGUGUUCUGA